AUGCCCGAGAAGAACAGCAUCACUCGCGCGGUGAUGCUCGUCAUGUUUGCGGAGAAUGGAUUCGUGGAGGAGGCGGAGGAUGUCUUCCAGGAGAUUGUCCACCGAAACGCGAUCCUCUGGGGGGCGAUGCACUGCUGCUAUGCCCAAAAUGGGGAUUUGAUUCAAGCCAAGAGUUUGUUUGAUAGGAUGCCUCAGCACAGCGUACUGUCGUGGACGAUUAUGAUCAAGUCAUACGCGCAAAAAGGUGAUGUUGAUCAAGGAAAACACUUGUUUGAAGAAAUGCCACACAGAGAUCUUGUUUCAUGGAACGCGAUAAUCGCUGUUUAUGCCCAGAGAGGUCGUUUCAAAGAGGCGAUCCGGGCGUUUUCUUUGGUUUGCUGCUGGGAUUCCUAUUCAUGGAACACAAUUCUAGUGGUAUAUGCUCUAGAUGCAAAUAUUCGUCAAGCUAAGAAAUCGUUCGAUGAGAUGCCAACUUGGAACUUGCUCUCCUGGAACACGAUUCUUGCAGCAUAUGCCCAGACCUGGCAUGCCCAUCUGGGGCUCGUCAAGGAAGCAGUAAGCUACUUCACGGCAAUGAGCUUUGACAAUGGAUUGGAUCCUUCGCAAGGCCACUACACCUGCAUUGUUGAUGCUCUCCGACGACUAGGGCGAUUGAAAGAGGCCGAGGAUGUCCUGGAGAAUAUGCCUUUGCCAGCAGAUGGAGUUGCAUGGGCAACGUUUCUUAGCGCGUGCAAAAACCACGGGGAGAUGAAUUGA
Selaginella moellendorffii is the source of this 756-nucleotide messenger RNA. RefSeq names its product pentatricopeptide repeat-containing protein At2g35030, mitochondrial-like. Lineage: Eukaryota; Viridiplantae; Streptophyta; Lycopodiopsida; Selaginellales; Selaginellaceae. The record is from RefSeq and is a predicted model, not a curated record. The transcript is spliced from 2 exons. The coding region runs from base 1 to 756 and encodes 251 amino acids. Gene Ontology annotation, molecular function: RNA binding; protein binding. Gene Ontology annotation, biological process: RNA modification.